Molecule: messenger RNA, 5594 nt
Organism: Elephantulus edwardii (Cape elephant shrew)
Lineage: Eukaryota; Metazoa; Chordata; Mammalia; Macroscelidea; Macroscelididae
Gene: DOCK2
Product: dedicator of cytokinesis 2
Exons: 52
Coding region: 1-5571 (1856 amino acids)
Biological process (GO): actin cytoskeleton organization; cell migration; small GTPase-mediated signal transduction
Cellular component (GO): plasma membrane; cytoplasm
Molecular function (GO): small GTPase binding; guanyl-nucleotide exchange factor activity; GTPase activator activity
Source: RefSeq, a predicted model, not a curated record
AUGGCGGGCAUGCAUCCCAUCCCCCCACCUUGUACUCAGGCGGCCAGUGGGGCGCAUGUCCCCCCAAGCGCGGGAGGCCGGCAGGAGGUGCGCGGCUCUCCCCUAGCACGGGCGGCCAUUGGGGCCAUCUACAACUUCCAAGGCCAAGGUGCCCCGCAGCUGUCGCUGCAGAUCGGAGAUGUGGUGCGAAUACAGGAGACCUGUGGAGACUGGUAUAAGGGACACCUCAUAAAACACAAAAUGUUAGAGGGCAUUUUCCCUAAAUCGUUUAUCCACAUCAAGGAAGUGACAAUUGAGAAAAGAAGAAACACUGAGAACAUCAUCCCAGCAGAAAUUCCUCUGGCACAAGAAGUGACAACAACACUUUGGGAGUGGGGCAGCAUCUGGAAACAGCUCUAUGUGGCUAGCAAAAAAGAGCGCUUCCUCCAGGUGCAGUCCAUGAUGUACGACCUGAUGGAGUGGCGGUCCCAGCUCCUCUCGGGAACAUUGCCCAAGGAUGAGCUAAAGGAGCUGAAGCAGAAAGUCACUUCCAAGAUCGACUAUGGCAACAAAAUUCUUGAAUUGGAUCUCAUUGUCAGAGAUGAGGAUGGGAAUAUCCUGGAUCCUGAUAAUACCAGUGUCAUCAGCUUGUUCCAUGCACACGAAGAAGCAACUGAUAAAAUCACAGAGCGUAUCAAGGAAGAGCUGUCUAAAGACCAGCCGGAUUAUGGAAUGUAUUCUCGCGUUUCCUCCUCCCCAACCCACAGUCUCUAUGUCUUUGUGAGAAACUUUGUCUGCAGAAUUGGGGAAGAUGCUGAGCUCUUCAUGUCACUCUAUGAUCCCAACAAGCAAAUGGUCAUAAGUGAGAACUACCUAGUGCGAUGGGGCAGCAGGGGCUUUCCAAAGGAGAUCGAGAUGCUGAACAAUCUGAAGGUGGUCUUCACGGAUCUGGGAAACAAAGACCUCAACAGGGAGAAAAUUAACUUGAUUUGUCAAAUCGUCCGUGUUGGGAAGAUGGAUCUUAAGGAUACAAAUACAAAGAAAUGCACACAGGGACUGAGGCGGCCCUUUGGAGUGGCAGUUAUGGAUAUAACAGACAUCAUCAAGGGGAAAGCAGAGAGUGAUGAAGAAAAACAGCACUUCAUUCCCUUCCACCCGGUAACAGCUGAGAAUGACUUCCUACACAGCCUGCUGGGCAAAGUCACAGCCUCCAAGGGAGACAGUGGAGGGCAAGGCCUCUGGGUGACAAUGAAGAUGCUGGUGGGUGACAUUGUGCAAAUCCGCAAGGACUAUCCACACCUGGUAGACAGGACCACAGUGGUGGCCAGAAAGCUGGGUUUCCCAGAGAUAAUUAUGCCAGGGGAUGUCAGGAACGACAUCUACAUUACUCUCCUACAAGGUGACUUUGACAAGUACAACAAGACCACGCAGAGGAAUGUGGAAGUGAUCCUGUGUGUGUGCACUGAAGAUGGCAAAACGCUUCCUAAUGCAAUUUGCGUGGGAGCUGGGGACAAGCCCAUGAACGAAUAUCGCUCAGUGGUGUAUUAUCAAGUCAAACAGCCACGUUGGAUGGAAACAGUCAAGGUGGCUGUCCCUAUUGAAGACAUGCAGAAGAUCCAUCUGCGAUUCAUGUUUCGACACCGGUCCUCUCUGGAAUCUAAGGAUAAAGGGGAAAAGAACUUUGCCAUGUCCUACGUGAAGUUGAUGAAGGAGGAUGGAACCACUCUACAUGACGGAUGUCACGACUUGGUUGUCUUAAAGGGGGACAGCAAGAAGAUGGAGGAUGCCAGCGCAUACCUGACUCUUCCUUCUUACCGACACCAUGUGGAAAACAAGGGAUCCACCUUGAGCCGAAGCUCUAGUAGUGUUGGGGGGCUCUCUGUCAGCUCCCGGGAUGUGUUCUCUAUUUCCACCCUGGUGUGCUCUACAAAGCUCACCCAGAAUGUGGGCUUGCUGGGUUUGUUGAAGUGGCGCAUGAAACCUCAACUGCUACAAGAGAAUUUAGAAAAAUUGAAGAUUGUGGACGGAGAAGAAGUAGUAAAGUUUCUCCAAGACACUCUGGAUGCCCUCUUUAACAUCAUGAUGGAACAUUCUCAAAGUAAUGAGUAUGACAUCCUCGUCUUUGAUGCACUGAUCUACAUAAUAGGACUCAUUGCUGACCGGAAGUUCCAGCAUUUCAACACUGUCCUGGAGGCUUACAUUCAACAGCAUUUCAGUGCUACCUUGGCUUACAAGAAAUUGAUGACUGUUCUGAAGACUUACUUGGAUACUUCCAGCAGAGGAGAGCAAUGUGAGCCGAUCCUAAGAACCCUGAAAGCUUUGGAAUAUGUGUUCAAGUUCAUUGUUCGGUCGAGGACAUUAUUUUCACAGCUUUACGAAGGCAAAGAACAGAUGGAGUUUGAAGAAUCUAUGAGACGGCUCUUUGAAUCCAUCAACAACCUGAUGAAAAGUCAGUAUAAAACCACCAUCCUUUUGCAGGUGGCAGCUCUGAAAUACAUCCCAUCUGUCCUCCAUGAUGUGGAAACGGUCUUUGAUGCAAAGUUACUCAGCCAAUUGCUGUAUGAGUUCUAUACCUGCAUCCCCCCCGUGAAACUCCAGAAGCAGAAAGUACAGUCCAUGAAUGAGAUCGUCCGCAGCAACCUCUUUAAAAAGCAAGAAUGUCGUGACAUCCUGCUUCCUGUCAUCACCAAAGAACUGAAGGAACUGCUGGAGCAGAAAGAUGAGAUGCUACUCCAGGUCCAGGAGAAGAAGUACUGUGUUGAGUUGCUGCACAGCAUCUUAGAGGUCCUCAGUUGUCAGGACGCGCUCUUCACUUACCACCACAUCCAAGAGAUCAUGGUCCAGCUGCUGCGCACAGUGAAUCGGAUGGUCAUCACAAUGGGCCGGGAUCACCUUCUGAUUAGUCAUUUUGUGGCAUGUAUGACAGCCAUCUUAAAUCAGAUGGGUGACCAGCACUAUUCCUCCUACAUCGAGACCUUCCAGACCAGCUCUGAGCUUGUGGACUUUUUGAUGGAAACAUUCAUCAUGUUCAAGGACCUCAUUGGGAAGAAUGUGUACCCAGUAGACUGGAUGGCUAUGAGCAUGGUUCAGAACAGGGUCUUCUUAAGGGCUAUCAACAAAUUUGCAGAGACUAUGAACCAGAAGUUUCUGGAACACACUAACUUUGAGUUUCAGCUGUGGAACAACUAUUUUCAUCUGGCAGUGGCUUUUAUCACCCAGGAUUCGCUGCAGCUGGAACAGUUCUCACACGCCAAGCACAACAAAAUCCUGGAUAAGUACGGGGACAUGAGACGGUUAAUUGGCUUCUCCAUCCGAGAUAUGUGGUACAAGCUUGGCCAGAACAAAAUCUGCUUCAUCCCCGGCAUGGUGGGGCCCAUAUUAGAGAUGACGCUCAUCCCGGAGACUGAGUUGCGGAAAGCCACCAUACCAAUCUUCUUUGACAUGAUGCUGUGUGAAUAUCAAAGGAGCGGGGAUUUCAAAAAGUUUGAAAAUGAAAUCAUCCUCAAGCUGGACCAUGAAGUGGAAGGAGGCCGAGGGGACGAGCAGUACAUGCAGCUGCUGGAGUCGAUCCUGAUGGAAUGUGCUGCAGAACACCCAGUUAUCACCAAGUCUGUAGAGAACUUUGUCAACUUGGUCAAAGGCCUCCUGGAGAAGCUGCUGGAUUACCGGGGCGUGAUGACGGAUGAGAGCAAAGACAACCGCAUGAGCUGCACUGUCAACCUGCUGAAUUUCUACAAAGAUAACAAUCGUGAAGAGAUGUAUAUAAGGUACCUGUACAAACUCCGUGAUCUGCACCUGGAUUGUGACAACUACACUGAGGCUGCCUACACGCUGCUUCUCCACACCUGGCUUCUCAAGUGGUCAGAUGAGCAGUGCACCUCGCAGGUCAUGCAGACAGGCCAGCAGCACCCCCAGACCCAUCGGCAGCUGAAGGAGACGCUGUAUGAGACCAUCAUUGGCUACUUUGACAAAGGAAAGAUGUGGGAAGAGGCCAUCAGUCUGUGCAAGGAGCUGGCGGAGCAGUAUGAGAUGGAAACCUUUGACUAUGAGCUGCUCAGCCAGAACCUGAUCCAGCAGGCAAAGUUCUAUGAGAACAUCAUGAAAAUCCUGAGGCCCAAACCAGACUACUUUGCUGUUGGAUACUAUGGUCAGGGAUUUCCCUCAUUUUUGCGGAAUAAAGUAUUCAUCUACCGGGGGAAGGAGUACGAGCGAAGAGAAGAUUUCCAGAUGCAGCUGAUGAGCCAAUUCCCCAACGCAGAGAAAAUGAACACAACCUCUGCCCCUGGGGAUGAUGUGAAGAAUGCCCCAGGCCAGUACAUCCAGUGUUUCACCGCCCAGCCUGUCUUGGAUGAACAUCCCAGGUUCAAGAACAAGCCAGUACCUGACCAGAUUAUAAAUUUUUACAAAUCCAACCAUGUGCAAAAGUUCCACUACUCCCGGCCUGUGCGCAGGGGAACCGUCGACCCUGAGAAUGAAUUUGCUUCAAUGUGGAUCGAGAGGACCUCCUUCGUGACUGCUUACAAGCUGCCAGGAAUCCUGCGCUGGUUCGAGGUGGUCCACAUGUCCCAGACCACAAUUAGUCCUCUGGAGAACGCCAUUGAGACCAUGUCCACGGCCAAUGAGAAGAUCCUGAUGAUGAUAAACCAAUACCAGAAUGACGAGAGCCUCCCCAUCAACCCACUCUCCAUGCUUCUGAAUGGAAUCGUGGACCCUGCUGUCAUGGGAGGCUUCGCCAAGUAUGAGAAGGCCUUCUUCACGGAAGAGUACGUCAGGGACCACCCUGAGGACCAGGACAAGCUGAGCCGCCUCAAGGACCUGAUUGCGUGGCAGAUCCCCUUCCUGGGAGCUGGCAUCAAGAUCCACGAGAAAAGGGUGUCGGAAAACCUGCGACCCUUCCACGACCGCAUGGAGGAAUGUUUCAAGAACCUGAAAGUGAAAGUGGAAAAGGAAUACGGUGUCAGAGAGAUGCCUGAUUUUGAGGAUAGGAGAAUGGGCCGCCCCAGGUCAAUGCUGCGCUCCUACCGGCAGAUGUCCAUCAUCUCUCUGGCUUCCAUGAACUCUGACUGCAGCACUCCCAGCAAGACCACCUCGGAGAGCUUCAACCUGGAACUGGGGCCACCCAAGACCCCAAAAGCAGAGCAGGACGAGCCCAUCCCACCAGGAACCACACUGGCUGAGGUCAAGCUGCGGAGGUCCAAGAAGAGAAAUAAGAGGAGCAGCGUGGUGUUUGCGGAUGAGAAGGCAGCGGCCGACUUGGACAUGAAGCGGCUUUCCAGGAAGCACGAGUUCAUGAGUGACACCAACCUCUCGGAGCAUAUGACCAUUCCCCCCAGGGCGUCCAUCUCUCAGAUGAGCUUUGCCAGCCAGUCCAUGCCCACCAUUCCAGCCCUCACAGUCUCAGUGACGGGCAUGCCUGGGCUGGACGAGGCCAACACUUCCCCCCGCCUCAGCCAGACCUUCCUCAACCUCUCAGACGGAGACAAGAAGACACUUAAAAGGAAGAAAGUAAAUCAAUUCUUCAGGACCAUGCUGGCCAGCAAAUCGUCUGAAGAAGGGAAGCAGAUACCUGACUUCAUGUCCACCGACCUGUGAAAGGGCUGCUGACCAAGGCAGCA